AUUGGUCUGCUGUGGUGAAUCUUAGCAACUGUACAGAAAGAUGGCUGCUAGCAAGACGAAAAACCAGAGUUCUUUGGCCCUCCACAAAGUAAUCAUGGUUGGUAGUGGUGGUGUAGGCAAAUCGGCCCUUACACUUCAAUUUAUGUAUGAUGAGUUUGUUGAAGACUAUGAACCUACAAAGGCUGAUAGCUACAGAAAGAAAGUAGUUCUGGAUGGUGAAGAAGUACAGAUAGAUAUUUUGGAUACAGCGGGUCAAGAAGAUUAUGCAGCUAUUCGAGACAACUAUUUUCGUAGUGGAGAAGGUUUCCUUCUAGUUUUUUCCAUUACUGAGCAUGAAUCCUUUACAGCAACAGCAGAGUUUAGGGAACAGAUCUUACGUGUGAAAGCUGAAGAGGACAAAAUACCGUUGCUUGUGGUGGGAAAUAAAUCUGAUUUGGAAGACCGCCGACAAGUGCCUGUAGAAGCAGCCAGAAGCAAAGCAGAGGAGUGGGGUGUACAAUAUGUAGAGACAUCUGCAAAAACCAGAGCAAAUGUAGAUAAGGUGUUCUUUGAUCUAAUGAGGGAGAUUAGAGCCAAGAAGAUGUCAGAAAACAAAGACAAGAAUGGCAAGAAAAGCAGCAAAAACAAGAAGAGUUUUAAAGAAAGAUGUUGCUUAUUGUGAUUUUCAGUAGCCAAACAUAUAGGCUAUGGAAUUAACAAGACAUUUCACCACUGAGAGUA
Messenger RNA from Euleptes europaea (tarantolino), 720 nucleotides. It is a transcript of the gene RALB, whose product is annotated as RAS like proto-oncogene B. The coding region runs from base 41 to 661 and encodes 206 amino acids. Gene Ontology annotation, biological process: Ras protein signal transduction. Lineage: Eukaryota; Metazoa; Chordata; Lepidosauria; Squamata; Sphaerodactylidae. Gene Ontology annotation, molecular function: GDP binding; GTPase activity; GTP binding. The record is from RefSeq and is a predicted model, not a curated record. The transcript has 4 exons. Gene Ontology annotation, cellular component: plasma membrane.